Bactrocera tryoni is the source of this 1984-nucleotide messenger RNA. Its product is annotated as zinc finger BED domain-containing protein RICESLEEPER 1-like. Bases 1006 to 1806 code for a protein of 266 amino acids. The transcript is spliced from 3 exons. Lineage: Eukaryota; Metazoa; Arthropoda; Insecta; Diptera; Tephritidae. The record is from RefSeq and is a predicted model, not a curated record.
UUUGAACCGAACCGGUUUUUGAACCGAACCGUCGUAUUUUUUCCGUUAAAAGCUGUACCACGAACCGAACCAUUUUUAUUUUGAAAACACUGAACCGAACCGAAAACCACUAAAACCUAAUGGUUCGGUUCGGUUCAAAUAAAGAAUUUUUCAGUCAAUUUUUACUCUAAAUAUUUGUAAAAAGUGCAACUCUGCGCCUUGCAUAUUUCAAGCAUUUUUAUAUUUAUAUGGCAAUAUUGUUGUAGUACUGACUUUUGUCAUCUGUAAAAUGCGCACAUCACUUAUUGCAUUUACAUACUCGCAACAUUUACGUAUUUGCUUUUCAAUUUUAAUAUGGUUAUUUAUUCAAAAUGAGCAAAAAUAAAGUGCAUGAAGAAUUCAUUUACAAUGCAAAAGAAAAUAAAAGUGUGUGCAAACAUUGCAACAUGCAAAUGGCUGGAAAACAUACGGAAAAUUUAUUAAGACAUGUGAAAAGGAAGCAUAGUGAUGUUGUGGAACUGUUGCCGAAAAAGAAAAAGAGUGAACACGUUAAUAACGACAACGGCAUUUUAAAAUACGUUGUAGCCAAGACGCCGAAGGCACAACUUUCUUUAACAAAGGAAUAAUUGUUGGAAGCUUGUUUGGAGCUGGUCACAAAGAAUGGCAGACCACUGAAAAUAUUAGAAGACAGUGGUUUUCGCAAAAUUAUUGAUCCGAUUUGCAAGACAGUAAAAGAAGAAAUUAUCCAAAGAGCCUUUGCGCUGCGUUCUCAAAUAACAAACAGAUUAACUAAUCGGUUACUUUCUAUUAAAGUUGAUUGCGUAAGUAUGUAGAUUAGAUCGAUCUAUAAUAGGUAUCAACGCACAAUAUAUUGAAAAUGGAGAAAUACAAAUUGAAACUUUGGCAAAGGAAAUAUUUGUGAAACAUACCGCACUGAAUCUCUUCAAUACAAUCACGGAUGUUCUUCAAUCAUUUCAAAUAAAUAUAGAACGGGUUUAUUCAAUAACAAUCGAUAAUGCCGCCAACAUGGUUUGCGUUGGUAAAUUAUUUAAUAAUAACUCAAAAGUGCCAAGUGAUGAAAAUAGCAACGAAGUUGCUAUCGAAGAUUCAGAUAAUGAUUUACUUGGAAAUGAAGGUGAAGAGGAUGAAAAAGAUAUUGACUGUGUAAACGAUGACCAAGAUAUGAUCGAAAAUGUCGAUCCAAAUGAACAAAUGUGUGAAGAACUCGAGAAUGAUUUUAUGAAAUCUUCCUCCGUUAGUUUAAUUCGAUGUGCCGCACACACUUUGAACCUGGCAGUAUCUGAUUUUUUAAAGGAUAUUAAGGAUGUGCGAAGCAAGGCCAAGGUAGUAGUCAAAAAAUUAAGAACACCUACAUUGCUGAAUUUGCUGCGAACAAAAAAAUUACGUAAGCCUAUGCUAGAAUGCGUCACUCGGUGGGGAUCUACUUACAAUAUGUUAAAGAGUUUAUUGGAGGUUAAAGAUUUUUGUUGCGAGAGCUCUAAAGAUAUUAAAGAGCUAUAUAUGACCGAUGAUGAUUGGCAGCAAAUUGAAAGCGCAUGCGACAUUCUUUUUCCAGCUUAUAAUAUUUCUCUCAAACUUCAAAACAAACAACUUGAAUUAGGUGACAUGUUUUUUGCAUGGUAUUCAUGCAAGCUAAAAGUGGAGCAGAAGACUGGGUGGAUGAGCAAGAAUUUCGCUGCAGCAUUGAAAAAGCGGGGUGAAUUAUUGUUAAAUAAUUCUUGCGUUUUAGCGGCUGUUUAUUUAGACCCCAGAUAUCAGCUUUUGCUUGGCGAUUCCGAAAAAGAAUUGGCAAAAAUAUUUAUAUAGCAAGUUUUCACAUUGAGGGAAAAUAUAAUUUGCCAGAAAAAUGUGGACCAAUCUCCCCAAUCGAAAAUAAGUUCCGAUGAUGAAUUUGAUGCUGUGCUCGAGCAGUUAUAGAGCCCAUACACGAGCACACAAGUGCGUUCGAUCGGUAUGAAUUCGUUUGCCCAUACACGACACACAU